This is a messenger RNA of Magnolia sinica, 2286 nucleotides long. RefSeq names its product high-affinity nitrate transporter 2.1. Gene Ontology annotation, molecular function: nitrate transmembrane transporter activity. Lineage: Eukaryota; Viridiplantae; Streptophyta; Magnoliopsida; Magnoliales; Magnoliaceae. Bases 322 to 1914 code for a protein of 530 amino acids. The record is from RefSeq and is a predicted model, not a curated record. Gene Ontology annotation, cellular component: plasma membrane; plant-type vacuole membrane. Gene Ontology annotation, biological process: cellular response to nitrate; nitrate transmembrane transport. The transcript is spliced from 3 exons.
UUUCCAAAAACAACCGUUGGAGAUCUCCUUUGGCUAUUCAAAUGUCAACGGCUACCUAAUAUAAAUACACAUCCCAAUCCCACCCCUUUAACCCACAAAACCGUUCCCUCUCAAAUCUUCUCAUUUUCUUCAAUCUCUUAUAAUCCCAACAUCUUUUUAUUCCUUCUACAAUUUGGGUUUCUUUCCAUCUUACAUACAAUCUCUUUUCCUUCUCAAUCUCUUCUCUUGAUUUCUAAAUCUCUUUGAGUUCUUGCAUUCAUCUAAAAAACCCAAAUAUAUAUUCACUCUCUCCUCCUUAGACUUCAUAGAGAGAGAGAGAGAAUGGGAGAGGAAAUAGGCACACCAGGAAGCUCCAUGCAUGGAGUCACAGGCAGAGAACAGUCCUUCGCCUUCUCAGUCGCCUCUCUGGUGGUCCCCACCGACACCACGGCCAAAUUCGCUCUCCCCGUCGACUCCGAACACAAGGCCAAGGUCUUCAAGCUCUUCUCCUUCGCCAACCCCCACAUGCGUACCUUCCACCUCUCUUGGAUGUCCUUCUUCACAUGCUUCAUCUCCACCUUCGCCGCUGCUCCACUAAUCCCUAUCAUCCGCGACAACCUCAAUCUCAAGAAAAGCGAUGUCGGCAAUGCCGGCAUCGCCUCUGUCUCUGGCAGCAUCUUCUCCAGACUUGCCAUGGGGGCCAUCUGUGACCUCCUGGGCCCACGCUAUGGUUGCGCCUUCCUCAUCAUGCUCUCAGCUCCCACUGUCUUCUGCAUGUCCCUCGUGUCAUCGGCCAGUGGAUACAUAACAGUCCGCUUCAUGAUCGGCUUCUCUCUUGCAACGUUCGUCUCAUGCCAGUACUGGAUGAGCACCAUGUUCAAUAGCAAGAUCAUAGGGCUGGUUAAUGGCACUGCUGCUGGGUGGGGCAAUAUGGGUGGUGGGGCCACCCAGCUGUUGAUGCCGUUGCUCUACGAUAUAAUCCGGCGAGCUGGAGCCACGCCGUUCACCGCCUGGCGUAUUUCCUUCUUCAUCCCUGGGUCGCUGCAUGUGAUCAUGGGAAUCUUGGUCUUGACACUAGGCCAAGAUCUUCCUGAUGGAAAUCUGGCUAGUCUUCAGAAGAAGGGAGAUGUAACCAAGGACCAGUUCUCUAAGGUGCUGUGGUACGCUGUAACAAACUACAGGACAUGGAUAUUUGCACUUCUAUAUGGCUAUUCAAUGGGCGUUGAGCUUACUACUGAUAAUGUCAUUGCUGAAUACUUCUAUGACAGGUUCAAUCUCAAACUACACACGGCAGGCGUCAUCGCAGCCACAUUCGGGAUGGCAAACAUCGUGGCCCGCCCGUUCGGAGGCUACCUAUCCGACCUCGGAGCCCGUAGGUUCGGCAUGCGGGCCCGGCUCUGGAACGUUUGGAUCCUCCAAACCAUGGGUGGGGCAUUCUGCAUCUGGCUAGGUCGCGCCAACACCCUCCCGAUCUCCGUCUUCGCCAUGAUAUGCUUCUCAGUCUGUGCACAAGCCGCAUGUGGGGCCACCUUUGGAAUCAUACCAUUCAUUUCACGCCGAUCCUUGGGCAUCAUAUCGGGCUUGACAGGGGCAGGUGGGAACUUUGGAUCAGGCCUCACACAGCUAUUGUUCUUCACAAGCUCAAAGUACUCAACUGCAACUGGUAUAUCUCUAAUGGGGGUGAUGAUCAUGGCAUGCACAUUGCCAGUGUGCUUGGUCCACUUCCCACAGUGGGGUAGCAUGUUCUUGCCUCCGUCGAGCGACGUAACAAAAUCGAACGAGGAAUACUAUUACGGAUCUGAAUGGAAUGAGGAGGAGAGACAGAAGGGAUUGCACCAAGGAAGCCUCAAGUUCGCCGAGAACAGCCGAUCAGAGCGGGGCAGGCGCAUUGCGUCGGCCCCAACACCGCCGAAUUCAACACCGGCCCAUGUGUAGAACAAGGACAGCUACAAAGGGGGUGGAAUAAGGGCUGUUGUAAUAGCAAAUUAGUGUAGUUUUGGAGUUCGGAUGGCUCAUGUUAGCUUGAGCUAUUGCAUGCAUGUUAGUACGCAUAGAUGAAAACUCGGAAACUUGGACUCAGUCUCUAGCUGGGUCGGGUCUACCCUAUCGGGUCUUCACUUCACCCGACUAAGUAUUUAAUAAUUAUAGCUUGAAUGUACCCAAAUUGAGCAAUGAUCUUGUAGGAUAUGAGCAUCUGGUUGCAUUUGGACUUGUCGCGGUUCGCGUUGCCGAUCUGGACCGUCCAUUAGAUAUUUGUAGUGUACUUUUCUUUUAUUAAUGUUAAAAAAACAACACCAAUCAAACGUU